AGGCGGAACCGGAAGCGUCUUGUCGUGGGGCUCUGCGGGUUCAGUCGCGGAGUCCUUCCAGCGCCUCGCUCGUGUCCUGCGGUGUCGCUCUUACCCUGGGGGGUGCCAUGGGGGAAGCGGAGAAGUUUCACUACAUCUACAGCUGUGACCUGGACAUCAACGUGCAGCUUAAGAUAGGAAGUCUGGAGGGAAAGAGAGAACAGAAGAGUUACAAAGCUGUUCUAGAAGACCCGAUGUUGAGGUUUUCAGGGCUGUACCAAGAAACAUGUUCCGACCUUUACGUAACCUGCCAAGUUUUUGCGGAAGGGAAGCCUCUGGCCUUGCCAGUGAGAACCUCCUACAAGGCAUUUAGUACGAGAUGGAACUGGAAUGAAUGGCUAAAGCUGCCUGUGAAAUACCCUGACCUGCCCAGGAAUGCCCAGGUGGCCCUGACCAUAUGGGAUGUGUAUGGCCCAGGAAAGGCGGUGCCUGUGGGGGGUACAACAGUCUCACUGUUUGGGAAGUACAGCAUGUUUCGCCAAGGGAUGCAUGACUUAAAGGUCUGGCCUAAUGUGGAAGCAGAUGGAUCAGAACCCACAAAAACUCCCGGGAGAACAAGCAGUACUGUCUCAGAGGACCAGAUGAGCCGCCUUGCCAAGCUCACCAAAGCUCACCGACAAGGACACAUGGUGAAGGUAGACUGGCUGGACAGACUGACAUUUAGAGAAAUAGAAAUGAUAAAUGAGAGUGAAAAGCGAAGUUCCAGUUUCAUGUACUUGAUGGUUGAGUUCCGGUGCGUCCAGUGUGAUGAUAAGGAGUAUGGUAUUGUUUAUUAUGAAAAGGAUGGUGAUGAGUCAUCUCCAAUUUUAACGAGCUUCGAGAUAGUGAAAGUUCCUGACCCUCAGAUGUCUAUGGAGAAUUUAGUUGAGAGCAAGCACCACAAACUUGCCCGAAGUUUAAGAAGUGGACCUUCUGACCACGAUCUCAAACCCAAUGCUGCCACGAGAGAUCAAUUAAAUAUUAUUGUGAGUUAUCCGCCAACCAAGCAGCUUACAUACGAAGAACAAGAUCUUGUAUGGAAGUUUAGGUAUUAUCUUACAAAUCAAGAAAAAGCUUUGACGAAGUUCUUGAAGUGUGUUAACUGGGAUCUACCGCAGGAGGCCAAACAGGCAUUGGAGCUGCUGGGAAAGUGGAAGCCAAUGGAUGUGGAGGACUCCUUGGAGCUGCUGUCUUCCCAUUACACCAAUCCCACAGUGAGGCGGUAUGCAGUUGCCAGGUUACGACAGGCGGAUGAUGAGGAUUUGUUGAUGUACCUCUUACAGCUGGUCCAGGCUCUCAAAUAUGAAAAUUUUGAUGACAUAAAGAAUGGAUUGGAACCUACCAAGAAGGAUUCUCAGGGCUCAGUGUCAGAGGGUGUGUCGAAUUCUGGAAUAAAUCCUGCAGAAGUAGAAAGCUCCCAAAUUAUAACCAGCCCUCUUCCUCCCGUGUCCUCCCCUCCUCCUGCAUCUAAAACAAAAGAAAGUUCAGAUGGUGAAAAUCUGGAGCAAGAUCUUUGUACCUUCUUGAUAUCAAGAGCCUGCAAAAACUCAACACUGGCUAAUUAUUUAUACUGGUAUGUCAUAGUGGAAUGUGAAGACCAAGAUACUCAGCAGAGAGAUCCGAAGACCCAUGAGAUGUACUUGAAUAUCACCCGCACUAUAGAGGAAACCCUGGUAUGAUGCUACAUAGAAUUAACGUUCCUUUCCCUUGAAUCCCUCCAGGGUGAUAAAUCUGUCAGAGUUAUGCGUUCUUUGCUGGCCGCCCAGCAAACGUUUGUGGAUCGGCUGGUGCACCUGAUGAAGGCUGUGCAGCGAGAAAGUGGAAAUCGUAAGAAAAAGAAUGAGAGGCUACAGGCAUUGCUUGGAGACAAUGAAAAAAUGAACUUGUCGGACGUGGAACUUAUUCCAUUGCCUUUAGAACCGCAGGUGAAAAUUCGAGGAAUAAUUCCAGAAACAGCUACACUCUUUAAGAGUGCCUUGAUGCCUGCACAGUUAUUCUUUAAGACAGAAGAUGGAGGCAAAUAUCCAGUCAUAUUUAAGCACGGAGAUGAUUUACGCCAAGAUCAGCUUAUCCUCCAGAUCAUUUCCCUCAUGGACAAGCUGCUACGGAAAGAAAAUCUGGAUUUGAAGUUGACACCCUACAAAGUAUUAGCCACUAGCACAAAACAUGGCUUCAUGCAGUUCAUCCAGUCAGUUCCUGUGGCUGAAGUUCUCGAUACAGAAGGAAGCAUUCAGAACUUUUUUCGAAAAUACGCACCAAGUGAGAAUGGGCCGAAUGGGAUCAGCGCUGAAGUCAUGGAUACUUACGUCAAAAGCUGCGGAAAAUCCCAACAGGUUAAGCAAGUGACAAGACACAAAGGGCCUCCUUACAGAGAGCUCUUUCCUGCCAAAAGCUACUUAACAGUUAUAAUACUUAGCCAUCCAGGCAAACUCUUCCACAUAGACUUUGGAUAUAUUUUGGGUCGGGAUCCGAAGCCUCUUCCUCCUCCAAUGAAGCUGAAUAAAGAAAUGGUGGAAGGAAUGGGGGGCACACAGAGUGAACAGUACCAGGAGUUCCGCAAACAGUGUUACACAGCCUUUCUCCACCUCCGAAGGUAUUCUAAUCUAAUUUUGAACUUGUUUUCCUUGAUGGUGGAUGCAAACAUUCCCGAUAUUGCUCUUGAACCAGAUAAGACUGUGAAAAAGGUUCAGGAUAAAUUCCGCCUGGACCUGUCUGACGAAGAGGCCGUGCACUACAUGCAGAGUCUGAUUGAUGAAAGUGUCCACGCUCUGUUUGCCGCGGUCGUGGAGCAGAUCCACAAGUUCGCCCAGUACUGGAGAAAAUGAAACUGGGUUUGGCCCAUCAAGAUGCUUGUCUCUGUAAGAAAACUAUGUUAAAAGCAACCUGUUAUAUGAUGAAGACUUCAGACUAACAAGCACGGAAGAGAACAUUUCAUCUUCAAGAUGCCAUAUGUCCGCAUGUGCCUCAGUUCUGUUUCCUUGGAUGUUACUGCUUAAAUAGGUCUUGAACGGUUUGUUUUGAAAUACUGUAUAUAUUUAUUUUCAAAUGUAUACAUUGUUAAUAAGCUAAGAAGGAAGACGCUGCUUCCAGAACCAUGUACAUAUUAUGAGAGUUCUGGAGGAAAUUUAUGUUGAAAUAGUCAAACAGUUUAGUCUUUGAGUUUAAAAGUCCUUUUUCCCUUCAUCUCUUCGCAUCAGGAGAGCAGUUAUAUGAAUUUGGAUUAAUUCUCUGUUUUGGUAUUUUGCUUUCUCUCUCUCUCAUUCCUUUUCUCUGUUAUUUCUUCUCCCCUUCCCCCAGUUGUUUUCUUUUCUUUUUUCUCUUGUUUCCCCCCCCCAAUAUACAAUACUUAAAAUUUUACAUGUUAUGGCCCAUUCUUUCACACUUUGAGAAUUGUGCAUAUUUCAAAUAAGAUGGUCAUUUUCUGUUACUUAGAAAUACUGUUUUUUUGUUUCUGUUGUCUUGUAGUUCACAUUUCUCCGAGGUUGUAAGUACAUAUAGCAAGUCCUAAAAAUACAGCUCUCUGAAUAAUUGUCCAAAAGCUAAUAUGACAGCAGCUUUUUGUAUUGAGCCUAAGAUAUUUUUAUGUGCAAGCAUAAACUGUCUUUCUGCAGUAAUUUUUUAUGAAAACCUAGUUUUUAAGAGCAUUUGAAAAUCGCUCCCCUAGACUUGUUAAUAUAACAUAUCCUUUCUGAUUAAAGCAAAAUGAUUUUUGGUCUUUUAAGACUAGAAGUCCCACUAAUCCAUCUAGCUCUCUUGCCUCAUGGAACUUUGGGGAGAAGGAAGACACACAAAUGAGAAGAGCAAGGCGGUGGUGAUUUUUGCCAGUCAAUGUGUUGCAUAGUCAUGUGACUUUGUUUGGAAGGUAAAUAAUAUCUCAUUCUUGUGGUGCUGAAUAAAAAGAUUAAGAAGGUUAAAUUAAGGCAGAGUUUUGGAGAAUGCCAUUAAUUACAAUGUUUGCUACCAAACUCAACUCUGUGAGUUUACCUCUCCAGAAUGAGGUUUACCAGCUGGAAGGCAAGCAUAUAUUAAGUGAUGGUCAUAGAGGCAAAUGGAUUGUGAUUUGUAUAAAACAUCCAUGCAGAUGAGAAAAAUGGUAAAAAUGAAAAGACCUCUGCAAAUAUCAUAAGAGAAUGUGUGCCCAAGCUAAAUGGCAAGCUCCAUCCUCUUAUUUUGCUUUUUCUUUGCUUUCCGUAUUUACAUCAUUUUUUUUCCUUAGCUGUUGGUAACCCGCCUGCAUUCUUAUUCUUUUAAGUCCUAUUUCUGUUGGUACUUUGUCCAAAAGGAAUGGCCCUGUUGAGAGUGACCACUCCAGCUUUCUGAACUUUCUGAAUUCCUCAUUUGUAGCUCUUUAACUGGUACGUGGUAAAGUGGGGUAUUUUGGGGAUAGCCGCAUCUCCUGUUUCAGAAGUUGGCAGACUGUUUUCUGAAAAGGGCAAAGAUAGUAAGUACCUUUUGCUUUGGAAAGCAUAUGAUCCAGUUCACAGCCCCCCAACUGUGCUGUAUCAGUAAAACAGCCACAGAGAAUAAGUAAUCAAACAGCAUGGCCUGAUUGGACCUCAGGCCAUAAUCUGCUGAUCCCUGUUUGAAUCAGCUGUCGGGCAGCGCGGUAUCAUCUGUCUUCAUAAACUCCAUUAUACUCGGCAUGGACGGUAGCAUGAUUUAUAUGUAUAACAUGCUCUAUAAGUAAUUUUUGGAGCAGUAUGAAAUUGUACAAGGGCAAACCCUGACAACCAGUAAGGAGGGUUGAUCCUGAGUAACCUUGUAUUCAGUGCAGACUCAGUAGGGAUUAUGGGGGAGACGGCUCCCUAGGAAGGCAGGCAGGUGUCGACCGAGGAUGGACAGCAGCUUUGGUUUCGCUGAGAGCGUUUUGGCUGCUGGCAGUGAGCCAUCAUGGGAAGAAAAGUGAUGCGUUGGUCUCUGUUGCUCAGAGCAACCUCUGUGCUCCUGCUGUUUCCCCAGCUCCCAUUCUUUCAUUGUUUAGAGUUUCUGCCUUUACCAUUUGUCUCUGUUUUCCUUUACUGUCAUUGCAUUCAGAUUCUUUGUCAAGUUUUAUAGUCUUUUCGAGCACAGUGCUUGCUUUGAGUUUAGACAAAGUAUGUGUGAGGACGCAUUGCCCUAAUUAAAAAUUGCAAGUGCCGUGGUCAUGUACUCUGGAGUCUUCAGAGUGGAUCUCUGAGCUGGAGAGACAUUGUGGGUGGCAGCCACGGAAAGCGGGGCCAUCAGAAAGACAUCAAGUGUGGGCCACGGCCCUAAAUUAAGGCAUUGAUGCAGCCUGAUUUUUGCUAGUCUCUGUAUAGAGUUAGAUGUUCCCCAGCUUUUUUGUAUUACAGAGUUUUCAGGUGCGUAUAUAUUGUAAUAAUAAUAGUCAACGUGAUUUAUAAGGGCUUACCAUUACAUGUCAGGAUUAUGCUAACUGCUUCAGUGCCUUAUCUCACUGUUGUGUGUAACAGCCCUGUGAGACAGAACCGUCUCCCCAUUCUUCAGAACUUUAAGGCCAUUGAAUCAUCCGCCCACAGUAAGGCUGCAGAGUGAGAGCAGAGUUGGGAUCUGAAGUUGAGUUUCUCAGAUUCCAGUGGUCACAGGCUUGACCAUCAAAUCCUUCCGGCCUUUGUUUCUCAUGUGGUGAUAAUACUGACCCCUAGUGUGUGUGUGACUGUGGCUCAUUAGACUGGAAUCUCCCCAAAACAGGCUGUUCUUUACUUACUUUUUGUCAUAAACAGGAUUACUGGGAUCGUCAAUAAAUUCUAGAAAUUUCUAAGAAACUGAGUUGUGUGUCAUCAUGCCACAUGUUCAUACAUGCCUUGAAAUAGGAGAUAAGUUCCUCAGUAAAAACAUACAGGGACAAAAUAAAUCUGAACCAUGCAACAGUUAACCCACAAUCAUCAUGCACUUUAUAUUUUUGCAUAUAGACCUAACAUUGCAAUUUAAAAAUAAAUAAAUAAACCAGA
Vicugna pacos (alpaca) is the source of this 5966-nucleotide messenger RNA. NCBI's taxonomy places the organism in Eukaryota, Metazoa, Chordata, Mammalia, Artiodactyla, Camelidae. The record is from RefSeq and is a predicted model, not a curated record.